Epinephelus moara (kelp grouper) is the source of this 1652-nucleotide messenger RNA. It is a transcript of the gene il10, whose product is annotated as interleukin 10. The transcript is spliced from 5 exons. Gene Ontology annotation, biological process: immune response. Gene Ontology annotation, molecular function: cytokine activity. The record is from RefSeq and is a predicted model, not a curated record. Bases 398 to 961 code for a protein of 187 amino acids. Lineage: Eukaryota; Metazoa; Chordata; Actinopteri; Perciformes; Serranidae. Gene Ontology annotation, cellular component: extracellular region.
AAAGUGCUAUGUCAGAUUUUUUCCUUGAGAGUUCAAGAUCUUGAGGUCUAUCAGUAGUGUCAGCCUAUCUCAUGGGAGGAGUAGCCCAUGUGUCAUGCAAGAUGCUCAAACAAAAUCCCCCUCAUGUAUGAAGCAUGUUUAACCCAUUGCUUCCAGUUAGUCUCCUCCCUCAGGUAUCUGUCCUAAUCUGGCUAUAAAUUCAGACAUGCGACGAGCCAAAAUUCAUGCACCUUUUUCUUCUGAGCCCUUCAGUAAGAUUCUACCAAGAAGAUUUUUACCUCUCAGAAGACUGAAAACUUCAUCUACGUCCGUCCACUGAGCCAGCAGCAUCUCCACUCCUGAGGGCCCCACUCUUCUCUUCUCUGCCUCCAGAAGACCCAUCAUCUUGUCCACCAGCAUGACUCCUCGGUCUCUGCUCCUGUCCCUCCUGGUUCUUCUGUCUUUCUACAGCACUGCCUGGUGCAGCCCAAUGUGCAACAACCAUUGCUGUCGAUUCGUGGAGGGUUUCCCUGUCCGGCUAAAGAAGCUCAGAGAGGACUAUUCACAGAUCAGAGACUAUUAUGAAGCAAACGACGACUUGGACACAGCGCUGCUAGACGAGACCGUGGAGGAGUCCUUCAAAAGCCCGUUUGCCUGCCACGCCAUGAACAGCAUACUGGAGUUUUAUCUGAACACGGUGCUGCCCACAGCCAUGACCGGAGUGACGGAGGAUACCAGGAAUCUAAAGCCGUACAUGGAGUCCAUACAGCAGAUCUUCGACGAGCUCAAGAGUGAGGUCACCAAAUGUAGAAAUUACUUCUCCUGCAAGAAACAGUUUCAAAUCGAAAACCUGAACUCUACUUACACUCAGAUGGAGGGUAAAGGUUUAUUUAAGGCCAUGGGCGACCUGGAUGUGCUGUUUAACUACAUUGAGAUGUAUCUGGCUUCUAAACGGCACAGACACACAGUGGCCGCUGCUUGAAGACCUGCUGACCUGAAUUAAACUGUGACUUUGUCCAUGUCAGAAAUAAGAGGGGACAGACAUUGACUCUUGAAAUCCGUUACUGUCAGUCGUAUGAGUGUUGUUAAUGAGUGUUGUUGCUGCUUGCUGAACUGAUGUCUUUAUUAUUGUGAGACUUCUGUUUUGUCCUGAGGACAAGCUUAUGUUUGAAGACCAUAUUGUGUCUUACACACAUGAAGAUACAACCAAAACAGUUGCUUUGAAGCUGUGAUAUUUAUUUGUCAUAUAUUUUAUGUAUUUUUGUAUUUAUUAUGACUAUUUUUACACUGUUAAAGAGGAAUAAAUGACUUGUCUAUAAAGAAUGAAUCUUAUGAUUUUAUUUCACAACAUGAUACUGCUGCUGUCAUGCCAUAUAUUAGGAAUGGGUAACUGGUAGAGCACUGAAAACAUCACAUCCUGCAGUUCUGCAGUCUAUAUGUGGGGAACCACUCGAGUGUAAACUCAACAGGCCUAUGCACUAACCUCAAACGUGACCCACAUAUACAUCACUUACCAGCAGCAGCCCUGCUAUAUCUUAAUUUACCGUAACUGUAACUAGCCAGCCUCACCCUCAUGGCAUAUGCACAGUUGCACAAAAAAGACAAGUGCAUGCGAAAGCGGUCUCGCUCAGUCACACACAGACACAUAUAAAACAGAAGUAACACACACAGUG